Penicillium malachiteum is the source of this 708-nucleotide messenger RNA. Its product is annotated as dual specificity protein phosphatase family protein. The transcript has a single exon. The coding region runs from base 1 to 708 and encodes 235 amino acids. Gene Ontology annotation, molecular function: protein tyrosine/threonine phosphatase activity; MAP kinase tyrosine/serine/threonine phosphatase activity. Lineage: Eukaryota; Fungi; Ascomycota; Eurotiomycetes; Eurotiales; Aspergillaceae. Gene Ontology annotation, biological process: protein dephosphorylation; negative regulation of MAPK cascade. Gene Ontology annotation, cellular component: cytoplasm. The record is from RefSeq and is a predicted model, not a curated record.
AUGGAUACAGAUUCUGAGUACGAUGACUCUUUAGUGAUGAUUACAAGAGUCUAUGAGCUAGGAGUCGACUCGGAGUUAUGCAAUACGUCGAGCACGUAUCGCAACGGUGCUCGUAUAACACAAAUUGUCCCGGGAUUUGUUCUAGGAAAUGCCACAGCCAUGGCCGACCCGAAGAUGCUGCAGGAACGUCAUAUAGACGCCAUCAUUUCUCUUCCACCAAAGAACUCUAAACCUGCUCAGCGAUUCGAACACCGCAAGUCGGAAAUACGAGAUAUCAUCCCGGAAGAUCGCCGCCAGUGGAUUGAAUGCUUUGACUCAUCGACACAAGAUCUUCUGAUUCACAUGAGUGAUAUUUGCGACUUCAUCGACAAGAUGGCAUCUCCAGAGCUUUCCCUUUUAUCGUCGAUAUCGAUACCUGUGAAGACUUGGCAAGUGAACGAGCCUAGUCAAUCUACUGUGUUUGAGGUACCAGGAAUCCCAGCAGCCCCAGCACCCAACCCCACUGCAGCGGUAUUGAUUCAUUAUGCGGCUGGGAAAUUACGCUCACCCACGAUAGUGAUCGCAUAUCUUAUGCGGAAGCUGCGAAUUCCCUUUGCCGAUGUCAUCACCUUCGUCAAAAGCAAGCAGAAAGUGAAGCCAAAUCCGGAAUUUCGUCGCCAACUGCAAGUGUGGGAGCAGGUAGAGUACUGUGUUUGGGAAGACGAGUAG